AUGUUGCGGGCUGAAGCUCCAGUAAAAAGGCUCCAGCUUCCCAAGUACCACGCAACAGGGUCUAAAACGAAUUCUCCACGAUGUGUGAAAAAGACGAGUGACAACGAACUUCCUCCCAUCACUUUUCUUGCCACAAAACCACGAAGAAAAAUCGAGGGGGAGUACUUCACCUUCACGUUUUCGGACACGAAGAGAUUGUCGUGUAUUCUCUCUUUAGAGGAAAAUAUCACUAACUCCCUUGAGAGUGUCAUCACUCAUCCCGAUAAAAAUAAGUCAAUGGAAGAAAUCGCUGAGACACAAAUAGUCGAAAGAAGUGUCUCCGAGACUGCACUCGAGAGUGACGAGGAACAACACAUAGUAAAGUCAUACACUAAAAAUAAGCUUCGAAUUCAAUCAAUGGAUAAGUCUAGGUAUUUCAGAACGUUAAAAGUACAACAGAAGGCGUGUGUUGACCCCAAUAUCCUCAAAAGAAAAGAGUUGUUAAAAGGACUGAAACAAGUUCAAACACUCGCUGUCAGAGAAAAUACAGUGAAGUAUAGUAACAAUCAAAAAUUCCAAGCAUUUGUCAAAGAGAUUCACGACUAUUGUAACAUCAAUCGAUUUUUCACUUAUGAAGUGAAAGACACAGAAAUCAAACUUUCUUCAUUUGGAUGUGUUCCUCAAACAUUUGUCGUAGUGUUUAAAGAAGAUGCCAAUUACUCAAAUUGGGGAUUCCCAAAACCACUGUAUGUAGAUGGGACAGAAGUGUGUGACAACGUCUUGUUUGAGACUAUGAAGAAGCAGCCAUCAGUUGAAACUUUACUUAAAGAACUUUUCAGAAUAGCGUGUGGUGUCAUCACUGGCUAUAUGACUAUGUAA
Entamoeba invadens IP1 is the source of this 858-nucleotide messenger RNA. RefSeq lists its product as hypothetical. The coding region runs from base 1 to 858 and encodes 285 amino acids. Lineage: Eukaryota; Evosea; Mastigamoebida; Endamoebidae. The transcript is spliced from 4 exons. The record is from RefSeq and is a predicted model, not a curated record.